Messenger RNA from Suillus clintonianus, 1009 nucleotides. RefSeq lists its product as uncharacterized. Gene Ontology annotation, cellular component: nuclear envelope; membrane; endoplasmic reticulum. The record is from RefSeq and is a predicted model, not a curated record. The coding region runs from base 425 to 862 and encodes 145 amino acids. NCBI's taxonomy places the organism in Eukaryota, Fungi, Basidiomycota, Agaricomycetes, Boletales, Suillaceae. Gene Ontology annotation, molecular function: glutathione peroxidase activity; glutathione transferase activity. The transcript is spliced from 8 exons.
CUUUUGAUUACAUAAGUAAUUUUGAUGGUUCAACAUCGUCGACCACCUUCAUUCUAUCAAGCGAGACAGCCUAUGUUUGCUGUAUGCUGAUUGUACACGUACGCACAAAUCUGUGCGAUUGAUCAGUGCAGCUGCGCACUGAUCCCGUACACAGAUGUGUCAAGCGCAAUAAUGACAAUAGCAUUACUCACUGAGUACCUGACCGGCACGGACUUUGCGCGUCGUCUCGGCGAGCCUGCGCUGCCUGAUGGCCUUACAAAUAUUGAUCGUCACCAAAGGCUUUGGACUUCGCACAAGACACGUAGGCCUGCCGGAGUUCGAAAGAACGACGCGCGUAUCCACCAAUAUAAAUACGGACCGCGGUUCAACACCAAAUCAUUCAUAACCUUACUCCAAGCUACUUCUACUCAAAGUUCAAGCAAUCAUGUCUCUACCUGAGGGCUAUGGAUACAUUCCAAGCUCAUUGAUGACCAUAGGUUGGGUCCUUUUCUGGCAGAGUAUCCUGGUUGGAAAAUAUCGCAAGAGGGCAGGGAUCGAAUAUCCUCAACUGUAUGCCGAGAAAGCUGAGGUUAAAGAUUCCAAUGCAGCACUCCGUUUCAACUGCGUGCAGCGUGCACACCAGAAUACCCUUGAAUCGGCGCCCUUGGUAUUUGUUUCAACUGUCGUGGCGGGUCUGAAAUACCCUGCCCUAGCUGCUGCCAUGUGUGUUGCAUAUUCCUUCGCGCGCAUUUUUUAUACCGUUGGAUACAAGUCGGGCCAACCAAAGAGGCGGCUGUAUGGAUAUUACGUUAGCAGUUUAUCAGUGCUUGGACUCUUGUCAACCGCUACAUACGCUGCUUACCAGUUCCUUCCGCCGUGUUAAUGUCGGAUACACCAAUCACAUUAAUUGUUCGAUUAGUUUAUCUCACGGAGACUCAAUUCAUGCAGUUUGCGUUACGUGGUCUUUUUCGCGAGGCGUGCCGCUUGCCUUUGACAUAUGCAUUCUCCCAUGCUCUGCACUAACGGCGUG